This is a messenger RNA of Homo sapiens (human), 6018 nucleotides long. RefSeq names its product coiled-coil domain containing 169 (gene CCDC169). The transcript has 8 exons. The record is from RefSeq and is marked validated. Bases 96 to 821 code for a protein of 241 amino acids. NCBI's taxonomy places the organism in Eukaryota, Metazoa, Chordata, Mammalia, Primates, Hominidae.
ACCGCCUCGUGCCGUACUGGCUUCUGGGUGGCCCUUAAUGUCUUGUGCUCUAAGGUGCUGAGGGGAAAGACGCGGGAGGUCUCUGGCCUGACACUAUGAAGGAAGAGAGAAACUACAACUUCGACGGUGUGAGCACCAACCGCCUGAAACAGCAGUUGCUGGAAGAAGUCCGCAAGAAGGAUGCAGUGCAACUCUCAAUAUUUGAACUAAGACACAAGAUUACGGAACUGGAAGCCAAACUCAAUACUGACAAUGAAGGUAGUGAAUGGAAAACCCGUUAUGAGACACAACUUGAAUUAAAUGAUGAACUAGAAAAGCAAAUUGUUUAUCUCAAGGAGAAAGUGGAAAAAAUCCAUGGAAACUCUUCAGAUAGACUAUCUUCUAUUCGUGUCUAUGAACGAAUGCCAGUGGAAUCCUUAAACACAUUACUUAAACAGCUAGAAGAAGAAAAGAAGACUCUUGAAAGUCAAGUGAAAUACUAUGCACUUAAACUGGAACAAGAAUCAAAGGCUUACCAGAAGAUCAACAAUGAACGCCGUACAUACCUAGCUGAAAUGUCUCAGGGUUCUGGUUUACAUCAAGUUUCUAAAAGGCAACAGGUGGAUCAACUGCCUAGGAUGCAAGAGAAUCUAGUGAAAACCCUCCUCUUAAAAGAAGAAUUGGACCCUUUAAAGGUCAGCUGCUUGGAGACAUUGGGUUUCAGUGCUGCAGGUGUGGCUGGACCAGAGAAUAGGACAUGCCUCGGACAAAAAGCACUCUGGCCCGCCUGCUUACAUGGGUCCUCAACCUUGGCUGUGUGUCAGACUCACCUGAAGAGCUAAAAGUAAAAUACUCAGACAUGUGCACCACCCCCAGGAUUGUGAUCUCACAUGUAUUUCUUUAAGCCUCCCCCAGGAAAUUGUACAGAAAAGAUUGGGACCCACUCUGCUGGUUUAGUGUGGCUUCAUCUCUCAAACUGAAUGAAACUUCUUCCAACUCUCCUCGAGCUGACUUCACCUUGGUCUUUUUAUUUUUACUUUUUUACAGUGAGAGAUAAGGAUUUUAUUUUUUCUUCGUUGUUAUUUAUUUCAAUUUUUAUUUUAGAUUCAGAGGUACCUGUGCAGGUUUGCUAUCGUGGUAUAUUGUAUAAUGCUGAGAUUUGGGGCACAAAUAAUCCCAUCACCCAGGGACUGAGCAUAGUAGCCGAAAGUUAUUUGUCAAUGUUUGCUCUCCUUUCUUCCUCCACCCUCUAGUGGUCCCCAGUGUCUAUUGUUGCUGUCUUUAUGUCCAUGAGUACCCAGUGUUUGGCUAUCACUUGUAAGCGAGAACAUGCAGUAUUUGGUUUCCUGCUUCUGUGUUAAUUUGCAUAGGAAAAUGGCCUCCAGCUGCAUCCAUAUUGUUACAAAGGACAUGAUUUCAUUUCUUUUAUGACUGUGUAGUAUUCCAUGGUGUGUAUCAGGAGUCCCCAGCCUCUGGCCGUGGACUGUUACCCAUCCAUGGCCUGUUAGGAAUUGGGCUGCCCAGCAGGAGGUGAGCUGCAGGUGAGCAAGCAUUACCACCUGAACUCCACCUCCUGUCAGAUCAGCAGCAGCAUUAAAUCCUCAUAGGAGCACGAACUCUUGUGAAUUGUGCAUGUGGAGGAUCUAGGUUGCAUACUCCUUAUGAGACUCUAAUGCCAGAUGAGAAUUUAACUAAUGAUUAAUCUGAAACAGUUUCAUCCCAAAACCAUCCCCUCCCCAAAAUACAGUCCGUGGAAAAAUUGUUUUCCAUGAAACCAGCCCUUGGUGUCAAAAGGGUUGGGAACUGCUGGUGUAUAUGUAGCACAUUUUCUUUACUCAGUCCACUGUUGAUGGGCACCUAGGCUGAUUCUGUAUCUUUACUAUUGUGAAUAGUGCUGCGAUGAACAUGCAAGUGCAUCUGUCUUUUUAGUAGAAAGAUUUGUGUUUUUUUGGAUAUAUACCCAGUAAUAAGAUUGCUGGGUCAAAUGGUAGUUUUAAGUUCUUUAAGAAAUCUUCAGACUGCUUUCCACAGUGGCUGAACUAAUUCACAUUCCCACCAACAGUGUCUAAGUGUUCCCUUUUCUCCACAGUCUCACCAGCAUCUGUUGCUUUUUUACUUUUCAAUAAUAGCCAUUCAGACUGGUGUUAGAUGGCAUCUUAUGGUGGUUUUGAUUUGCAUUUCUCUGAUGAUUAGUGAUGUAGAGCAUUUUUUUCAUGUUUGUUGGCCACUUGUAUGUCUUCUUUUGAUAAGUGUCUGUUCGUGUCUUUUGCCCAUUUUUUUUAAUGGGGUUAUUUUUUGCUUGCUGAGUUGUUUCAGUUUCUUACAGUUUCUGGAUAUUAGACCUUUGUCAGAUGCAUAGUUCAUGGAUAUUUUCUCCCAUUCUGUAGGUUUUCUGUUUACUCCAUCGCUAGUUUCUUUUGCUGUGCAUAAGCUCUUUAAUUAGGUCCCAUUUGUCAGUUUUUGUUUUGGUUGCAAUUGCUUUUGCGACUUACUCAUAAAUUCUUUUGCAAGGCCGACAUCCAGAAUGGUGUUUCCAGGGGCCAGGCCUAGUAGUUCAUGCCUGUAAUCCCAACACUUUGGAAGGCCAAGGCAUGAGGAUUGCUUGAGCCCAGGAGUUUGAGACCAGCCUGGGCAACAUAGUGAGACUGCCAUCUCUACAAAAAGUAAAAAAUUAGCCAGGCAUGGUGGUGCAUGCCUAUGGUCUCAGCUGCUUGGGAGGCUGAGGUGGGAGGAUCACUUGAGCCUGGCAAGUCAAGGCUGCAGUGAGCUGUGAUCAUGCCACUACACUUAAGGCUAGGCAACUGAAUGAAACCCUGUCUCAAAAAAAAAAAAAGUGUUUCCUAGGUUUCUUCUAGGAUUCUUAUAGUUUGAGGGCUUACAUUUAAAUCUUUAAUUCAUCUUGAGGUAAUUUUUGCAUAUGGUGAAAGGUAGGGGUCCAGUUUCAUCCUUCUGUAUAUGGCUAGCCAGCUAUUCCAGCACCAUUUGUUGAAUAGGGAGUCCUUUCCUUAUUGCCUAUUUUUGUUGACUGUUGAAGAUCAGAUGGCUGUAGGUAUGUGGCUUUUUUUUCCUGGGUUCUUUAUUCUGUUCCAUUGGUCUCUGUGUCUGUUUUUGUGCCAGUACCAUGCUGUUUUGAUUACUGUAGCUUUACAGUAUAGUUUGAAGUCUGGUAAUGUGUUGCCACUGGCUUUUUCCUUUUUGAUUAAGAUUGCUCUGGCUAUUCGGGCUCCUUUUUACUUCCACAUGAAUUUUAGAAUAGUUUUUCUAGUUCUGUGAAAAAUGAUGUUAGUAGUUUGAUAGGAAUAGCAUUGAAUCUGUAGAUUGCUUUGGGCAGUAUGACUAUUUUAACAAUAUUGAUUCUUCCACCCCAUGAAUAUGGAAUGUUUUACCAUUUGUUUAUGUUGUCUGAUUUCUUUUGGUGGUGUUUUAUAGUUCUCCUUAUAGAGAUCUUUCACCUCCUUGGUUAGAUAUAUUCCUAGGGGUUUUUGUGUAUGUCUUUGUGUAUGUGGCUAUUGUAGAUUGGAUUGCAUUCUCGAUUUGGCUCUUAGCUUGAAUGUUGUUGGUGUAUAGAAAUGUUAUUGAUUUUUUGUACAUUGAUUUUGUAUCCUGAAACUUUACCGAAGUUGUUUAUCAAUUCCAGGACCCUUUUGGCAGAGUCUGUAGGGUUUUCUAUGUAUAGGGUCAUAUUAUCCUUGAAGAGAGAUAGUUUGAAUUCUUUUCAUAUGUAGAUGCCUUUUUUUUUUCUUUCUCUUGUCUGAUUGCUCUGGCUAGCACUUCCAGUACUAUGUUGAAUAGAAAAUAGCUAUUUUGGGGAGAAUUUUCCAACCAAGAUGUCAAAACAAUAAUGAUGAGAGCAUUACAUGCUAAUUCCCAAUAUUUUCCUUUGACUUAUUUAAAUUUAAAUAAUCCAAUUUUUUUACUUAAUGACCUUGUGGAGAUAUUUAUAAAACACCUUUUGAUUUUUGACUGGGGCUGGAUUUUUAAAAAAUUUAUAAAGAGCUAUAUAGUAUUGAUUUCAAAUAAAUUAUUCCUACCUUUUCUUCAUCUGAAUUAGUUUUAGCAUGUAUAGGAGAUUCCAAAGCAGAGUUACCUAUAUCAAUUUUAGUACUAUUAUUUUCAUAUUCUACUGGAUAAGAAAUUACUUAUUUGGAACUAAGAAUUAUUCUUGCAACAGAAGCUUAUCAGUAACACUAUUUGAUUGCUUUUUGCUGUGUGCACAGGUGAGGACCUGUCUAGACUUCUAUACUAUGUACAUUGUAUUAAUUUUGUUCAUAAAUUAGGUAAUUGAGUUAUAGAUACUAAUUUAAUAUUUAAAAAAUUUAGAUUGUUGAUUUUAAAUAUCAGAAUAACCAAACUGUAACAACAGUGCUGGGAUUUUGGUAUUUAAAAAGGGCAGAGUAUACCAGAAUAUUGAAAACUGGUAUUGAAAUCACUACAUAUAAUUGAAUUAUGAAAAAGUACCUUUAAGAUAAUAAAGCACUACAUAAAUAUGAGCUCAUAUCAUAUAUUUGACAGUAGGGCAUUAUUUUUACAGGUUAACAUUCAAUUAAUCUGACUAUGAAUUAGAAAAAUCUUGAAUUUGUAGAGUUCAUUUAACUUUAUUAAAGCAAUUUGCCAACUCAGCUACAGAAAUACAGAAAAUAUUACUAUCUGGAGAACUACCCAGUCGUAAGUUUAUCAUCGUUGAAAUUGCUUAAGCAGAGAUUAGGUGACCAUUCCUCAGGAAUAGUAUACGAAGGAUUCCUGCAGUGGUGGAGGUGUGUAUUUGAUUGCUGUCAGUGUGCCUUCUGAUACUAACAUUCUGUAAUUCCCUGCUCAUUUAUCACACAACAAAACAUGAGACAAAAAUAACUCCAUAAAAUAUAUGUUGAUUAUACCAUAUAGGUUGUAUACAUAUAGACUAUAAAUAUGAGCUUUCAAAAACGUUUUGCCAUUAGCUAAUAACUAACAAAAUCAGUUUUAUUAGGGUGGUUUUGUGUUUAUAUUGCAUGGUGUUCAAUGAGCUUAUAUCUGUAGUUUUCAUCAAAUGUGGAAAAUUUUGGGCCAUUUUUGUAUUAUUUUUCUGCCCUUUCCUGUCCUCCUGGGACUUUAAUUACAGCCUGUUGUAAACCACUUGAUAUUGUUCCUUUUGGUUCUUUUUUUAUAUCUUCUGUCACUGUAUUUAUGUUUUCCUUUAAGUAAUUGGAUAGGCAUAUAAUGACUUUUAGCAUACUUACACAGUAUCUUUUUCAUUUCUCAGUCUGUUUCUGGUGACUGAUUUUUCUCCUGGUUUCGGGUUUCAUUUUCUGCUUCUUGUAAUAUCUACUAAUUUUAUAUUAGAUGCCAGGCAUUGAUGAUUUCACAUUGUUGGUUAUAGAUUUAUUCUUAUAGGCAGUUAAAUUAAUUGCAGUUCAGUUUCUUCUUUUCAAGCCUUUGUUAGGGUAAGUAUAGAGUGAGCUUCACCCCACAGAGAGUUUAACACCAUUUCUAAGGCAUAGCUAUUGUGGGAUCACUAGAAAAUUCUGUGAGUGAUCAGCUGGGACACUCAACACUGGCUAGUUGGACCUCAGAUGCCUCACAGGCCUGUGUGGCACUCUGCUUGACCUCGUAGAGUUUUGCUCUAGGCUUACAUGUCUUAAUAUCCAGCCACCUCUCAAGGGGCUCCUAUGCAGAUUUCUGGAAUUCUGUUUUUACAUAUCUGUUAGCUCUCUGGUACUCUGCUCUGCAACUUCAGCCACUUCAGCCUCCCUGAACUCCAGCCUCUGUCUUCUCAACUACAUGAAACCACCAUGCUUUGUUUGGGAUCCCCUACCCUGCUCUGAGGUCUGUGCCUGCAGGUAGAAAUCUAGAAUGAUGGAUGGGCCUCACUUCAUUCCUCUCAGGGGUCAUAGUCUUAAGGUGCAUGUCAAUAUCUGCAGUUGUUUCAUAUAUUUUUGACUAAUUUUCUGUUUCUUCACAGUAAGAAGCUAAAUCUUUCCCCUGUUACUCUCAAAGCCAGAAGUAAAGGAUAAAGCAUUAAAAUAAAAGCAAAGAAAAUAUUUUAAAAUCUAAUAUAAAAAUCCA